UACUACUAUUACAUGUUAUUGGCACAUUAUGAGGGCGGCAUUGAUCAUUAGAAGUUUGCAGCUUCUGCUCCUUGCCAGAGGAUCAUUAUGCUCCGAUGAACUCGCCACAGCUCUGUCACCUGUCUCCACAACAAGCGGGCUCGUCGUUGGACAUAUCGCCCCUAACAAGACAGGAGUAAUUGAGUUCUUGGGUGUUCCAUUCGCCGGCUCAACGAAUGGUUCUCAGAGAUGGCUUCCACCACAACGCUUCACCUCAAAUUUAACCUUCAAUGCAUCUACCUACGUAACGAGUUGCCCCGCUAACAUUGCUGGCACUGUGGCAUUCCCAAACAAGACGGCUCAAUUUGACCGUAUCUUCCUCGCUUUCACGACCCAAGGAGGAAACGUACAAUCGGAAGAUUGCUUAAGCUUGAAUCUGUGGGUUAAAGGGGAGCCAAAAACAGGCGACUUAAAGCCGGUAUUGGUGUUUCUUCCAGGUGGGAGGUGGAACACUGGGGGAUCUAAAAGUCUCUUCUAUAAUGGCCAGUAUCUUGCUGAUGCCGAGGAUGUGAUUGUUGUUACCAUAAAUUAUCGUUUGAACAUCUUUGGUUUCCCUGGUGCACCUGGUAUUCAGCAGAAUGUCGGUCUUCUCGAUCAACGAAUGGCACUUGAAUGGCUCCGCGAUAACAUAGCGGCUUUCGGAGGUGAUUGCAAUCGCAUCACAGUCUUCGGUCAAUCUGCAGGAUCUGUAUCUGUGGGGUACCUGGCCUACUCAUAUCCAGACGAACCCAUUGUGGCGGGUUAUAUAAUGGAAUCAGGGACACCGCAUAGCUGGACACCAUUGAGUCCAACCUUAGCUGCUCAACAUUGGUACAAUGUCUCCUCCGCUCUAGGAUGCGGGACAACAGGCGAUGUGUUGAGCUGCAUGCAAUCUAAGAAUAUGUCAGCAGUGCUUGCUGCUUUCGCAAAGGUACCAUAUGAUCCUACUAAUGCACUCUAUCAACCUCAAUUUGAACCUGUUGAGGAUAAUAUCACCGUGUUUCACGACUACAGUGCCCUUGCAGCUGCUGGAAAUUUUGCCAAACUUCCCCUACUCAUCGGAAACAAUGAUUUCGAAUCUGGAUUCUACCAAAUCGCAGCGUUUGCAACCAAUAAAAGCUCCAACGCCACUCAACAAAAGCUCUUUAACCUUGAAGCAUUUACCUGUGCGACUGCCACCGAAGCUGCCGCUCGUGAUGCAAGCGGUGCCACAGUGUAUCGCUACAGAUAUUUCGGCGACUUCGAUAAUUUGCGACUUUUCCCAAACAGCUCAACAUAUCACGGUAGCGAGCUCGAAAUGAUCUUCGGCACAGCUGAAGAAGUUUCAGGCUUACCUAGUACCGCAGCAGAAAAUGCCGUCAGUGCAUAUUUCAUGAAGGCUUGGGCUGCUUUUGCGAGGGAUCCGCAAAAUGGUCUUAGUCAACUCGGCUGGCCAACGUAUGGAAAUUCGACAACUCCUACCCUUGUCCGGUUAGGAUACAAUGACGAUGAUACUCCUAGCUUUGUAGCGGCUAGCUCUUCAGAUGCAGAUUGUGCUGCUCUUGGUGGAGCUGUGGAUCUUGGUAAAGGCGCAAUGUAA
Molecule: messenger RNA, 1597 nt
Organism: Mollisia scopiformis
Lineage: Eukaryota; Fungi; Ascomycota; Leotiomycetes; Helotiales; Mollisiaceae
Product: alpha/beta-hydrolase
Exons: 5
Coding region: 29-1597 (522 amino acids)
Source: RefSeq, a predicted model, not a curated record